AUGAUAUAUCCAUAGAUAAAUAUAAGAGAAAGUAAUUUAAAGAAGAAGAAAGUAAUAACAACUGGAAGUAACCCAGGAAGACUUCACAGAAGAGGUAGAACCUGAGGAAGAUAAGCUGUUACAGGAUUGUGUACAAAUUGUGAAGAACAAACUCAGUUCUCCAAUUAUUUCAAGGAAUCUGAAUAUGCAAAAGCAAAUACAGAGUUUUUCUAAUACAUGGGCAUAAUUAUUCUCCUUCAGAACCAGAGGUUUGUCUGCUACAAUAUUACCUCCUCUGAUGAGGGUGUAAUUUAGUAACUAUAGUUUUUCAUGAACUGUUUAUAUAUACAAUGUCCUCCUUGUCAGUGGCGGUUAAUAAAAUACAAAUGUAGAAAUGGAGCCACUAUACCAGGAAUACCUAACAAAUCAUGGAACUGUAGUAAGACCUUAUUAUUGGUUGGCCUUGACUCUAGAAUGUUCUAAGUGCCCUUAUCAUAUCCGGACGGGCGAAGAAGCAAGAGUUACCCACGCUGAAUUUUAUCAGAUCUUUGGAUUCCCUUGUGGGCCAAGUCCUCAAACCAAACAUCUCACAUUUUAUGAACUGAAAAAUUCUUCUGGAAACCUGGUGCAAAAGGGGCAUGCUUCAGGUUGCAGUGAGUAUGAUACCCACCCAGAAUCUAUGUUAUUUGAGAUGGGCAGUUAUCUUGAGACAGUCAUACAUAACAACGACAACAUUGAGUAUAUCCUUCUUUAUUCUAACUACUGUCCUUGUAACGAAGCCAACCACUGCUGCAUUAGCAAAAUGUACAACUUCCUGAUGAGGUAUCCAAGCAUCAGUCUCAAUAUUUAUUUCUCUCAACUUUAUCAUACAGAGACUGAAUUCCCUGUUUCAGCAUGGAACCGUGAAGCUUUACGAAGUCUGGCCAGUUUAUGGCCUCAGGUCACUCUGAACCCAAUAAGUGGUGGAAUUUGGCAUUACCUUCUGCAUCAUUUUGUGAGUGGUAUCUCAGGGGCAAUUCUUUACCAACCACUUUGGCCUGCAAGAGCACUGGCUGACAGGCAUAAUGCUUAUGAAAUCAAUGCAAUCACAGGAGUGAAACCAUACUUCACUGAUGUACUUCCCCAGACAACAAUGAACCCAAACACAAAAGCUCAACUGGACUUACAGAGAUGCCCUUUAAGCAAUGUGUCUCCUCAGGAGUCCUCUCAAGUGAUGAACAACCAACUAUCUCCCGUGAUGAUGACCCCAGAACAGAGGAUGCCUGUCAUUUUUAUGUUAGUGCCUUUCAGGGAUCAGCAACUACCCAGUGCAGGUCAAAACCAGCCCAAACCAAAGAACAUUGUAAGGCACUUAAACAUGCCUCAAAUGCUAUUACAGGAAACCAAAGACCCCAGAAGACCCCCUGCUGGAAGACUAGUAGAGACUGUGGAAAUCACAGAACAAUUUUCAAGUGGCAAAGAAGUAAGUGACAAGAAAAAGAAAAAAGUAAACCCACAUUUUAAAAAAGAUAAUACUAACAGACAUUAAAUGGCUUAUGAGGUUGUUGAUGUGUGUUUGAUAGCUUUCAUCCCUGAAUCAGCUGAAUCUGGACUACCUAGAAAGCAAUCACACUAAAAUGCAAUUCCAUUACAUUUUUUUAUUAUGUCAACAGCUAGCAGCCACACCACUUUUAGCAACAUUUGAAGUUUUUCCAAUAAACAACUUGACCCUUCUUCAAGUGGUAGCAUCAAAGCAGA
This is a messenger RNA of Vombatus ursinus (common wombat), 1716 nucleotides long. It is a transcript of the gene APOBEC4, whose product is annotated as apolipoprotein B mRNA editing enzyme catalytic polypeptide like 4. The record is from RefSeq and is a predicted model, not a curated record. The transcript is spliced from 3 exons. Bases 374 to 1507 code for a protein of 377 amino acids. Lineage: Eukaryota; Metazoa; Chordata; Mammalia; Diprotodontia; Vombatidae.